Molecule: messenger RNA, 2661 nt
Organism: Neltuma alba
Lineage: Eukaryota; Viridiplantae; Streptophyta; Magnoliopsida; Fabales; Fabaceae
Product: probable endo-1,3(4)-beta-glucanase ARB_01444
Exons: 3
Coding region: 356-2428 (690 amino acids)
Molecular function (GO): endo-1,3(4)-beta-glucanase activity
Source: RefSeq, a predicted model, not a curated record
UUCUGCAUGUGAAUCCGUUGAUCUAUGUGCGCUUCAUUCUUCUUGGGUCUUCAUUGAUUCUUUCUAAGAGGGGAAGCCUUUACUCUUCACGCUUCAAGUGAGGAUGCUUUACAUGUUAGCAAAAUGGACUUCCAUUCAUCACAUAUUCUUCGUUAUUUCCUAAAAUGGUAAGUACCCAGUGGAGCUGGCAAAAUGAUGAAGAAACUCGUAUGAAAAGUCAGCAGUGCAAGGAUUGAUGGCUUCAGGAAGCGUACCAAACAAUUUGUAAAACGCCUUCAAUCUUUCUCUUUUCUGUCAUCCUCAUUGGUACCAUUGCAAUCACCACCGUUGCAGUCGGUAAUUGCAACCUCCUCUGAUGUCGCCAUUUCCUAUGACUGAGAAACGACUGAGUGGGCUUUUCCUAUUCCCACAAGCCCAAUCCACAGUCCUCCCUGAACCUUCCAAUUUCUUCUCUCCUAACCUCCUCUCAACCCCACUUCCCACAAACUCCUUCUUCCAGAACUUUGUCCUCAAAAAUGGAGACCAAGCCGAGUAUAUUCAUCCUUACUUAAUCAAAUCUUCGAAUUCCUCGCUUUCUCUCUCUUACCCUACUCGCUUCUUCACCUCUGCUUUCAUCUACCAAACCUUCGUCGCUGAUCUAACCAUCGGGAAAAUCAAUCCUGAUUCCAAUGCCAAGCAUGUAAUCUCUUCCUAUAAUGAUCUCAGCGUCACGUUGGACAUACCAUCUUCGAAUUUGCGAUUCUUCCUCGUCAGAGGAAGCCCCUAUCUCACUGUGGCAGUGACUCAACGUACUGCACUUUCGAUCAAAACAAUCCAUGCGAUCCUUUCUCUCUCUUCCAAUGAUUCUCUCACCAAGUACACCAUUCAGCUUAACAAUGGCCAGACGUGGUUUAUAUAUGUGUCUUCUCCUAUCAAUUUCAGUCACACCCUUUCUGAGAUUACUUCAGAUGGGUUUUCGGGUAUCAUUAGGAUUGCUGUUUUACCCAAUUCAGACUCGAAUUAUGAGGCGAUUCUUGACAGGUUUAGCCCUUGUUAUGCGGUUUCAGGGGAAGCUUCAUUAACAAAACCAUUCUGUGUCGAAUAUAAAUGGGAGAAGAAAGGGUGGGGGGAUUUGCUGUUAUUGGCUCACCCUCUCCAUCUUCAACUUCUGUCUAAUGAUAAUGCGUGUGGUGUUAGUGUUCUUGAUGAUUUCAAGUACAGAAGCAUCGAUGGCGAUCUUGUUGGUGUGGUUGGGGAUUCGUGGUUGUUGAAGACCGAUCCUAUUUCUGUGACUUGGCAUUCUACCAGGGGUGUGAAAGAAGAAACUUAUGAAGAAAUUGUUUCGGCACUUGCAAAAGAUGUGGAGGGCUUGGAUUUCACCUCAAUAACAACUACGUCAUCUUAUUUUUAUGGGAAAUUGAUUGCAAGAGCAGCUAGGUUGGCAUUAAUAGCUGAAGAAGUGUCAUUUCUCGAUGUGAUUCCUGCGAUCAGGAAGUUCCUGAAGGAAACCAUUGAACCAUGGUUGAAAGGAACCUUCAAUGGUAAUGGCUUUCUGUAUGACCCCAAAUGGGGAGGGAUUGUGACAAAACAAGGGUCUAACGAUUCAGGUGCUGAUUUUGGCUUUGGGAUUUAUAAUGAUCACCAUUACCAUCUGGGAUACUUCAUUUAUGGAAUUGCAGUUCUUUCGAAGAUUGACCUUGCCUGGGGAAGAAAAUAUAAACCUCAAGCUUACUCACUCAUGGCUGACUUCAUGAACUUGAGAAGAAGAUUAAACUCAAACUACACACGCCUAAGAUGUUUUGACCUUUACAAGUUACACUCGUGGGCUGGAGGUUUGACCGAAUUUGCAGAUGGAAGAAACCAAGAAAGCACAAGUGAAGCUGUAAAUGCAUACUACUCAGCAGCAUUAAUGGGUCUAGCUUAUGGUGAUACCCAUCUUCUUGUCGCUGGAUCAACACUCGCAGCACUGGAAAUUCAUGCAGCGCAAAUGUGGUGGCAUGUAAAAGAGGAAGAUACUUUAUAUGAGCAAGAUUUCACAAAGGACAACAGAGUAGUGGGUGUUCUUUGGGCUAAUAAAAGGGACAGUGGGCUGUGGUUUGCUCCUCCUGAAUGGAGAGAGUGUAGGCUUGGUAUUCAGGUUCUGCCAUUGUUGCCUUUAACUGAAGCUUUGUUCUCUAAUGUGAAAUACGUGAAGGAACUUGUGGGAUGGACAUUACCUGCAUUGAAUAGGGAAGGUGUUGGCGAAGGUUGGAAAGGGUUUGUUUACGCCUUGGAAGGAGUUUAUGAUAAAGAGGGAGCAUUGGAGAAGAUAAGAAGCUUGAAAGGAUUUGAUGAUGGAAACACAUACACCAAUCUCUUAUGGUGGGCUCACAGCAGAGGGGAUGAAGUUGAAGAUGAAGAUGACUGUGGUCAUGUGAAGAACUGUUGGUUUGGUCAUUACUGUCACUGACAGUUGUCUGAUUAUUUCCUUGUUUUAGAAGUUUACAUAAAGUCGAAAUUUUUUGGGUUAUACUUAUAAUAUUGUAUUAUUCAUAUCUCAUAUAUAGGUUUGUUGGUCAUUGUAGCUGAGGAGUUGUGAAUUCAUGUCUGUAACGUCUGAUUUCGAGCUGCUUGUGUAUUUAUGGCUUUUGUCUCUUUCCUUGAGUUAAAUAUAAAUGGCGUGAGCUACCAGGAUUAAUUUUA